This is a messenger RNA of Sinocyclocheilus grahami, 897 nucleotides long. RefSeq names its product interferon-induced GTP-binding protein Mx-like. The transcript is spliced from 4 exons. Gene Ontology annotation, molecular function: GTP binding; GTPase activity. NCBI's taxonomy places the organism in Eukaryota, Metazoa, Chordata, Actinopteri, Cypriniformes, Cyprinidae. Bases 210 to 581 code for a protein of 123 amino acids. The record is from RefSeq and is a predicted model, not a curated record.
GAGGGAGGGAACUGCCUGGCUUCAGCAACUACAUAGUUUUUGAGAAGAUUCUGCAGGAACAUGUGGCCAAACUUAAGGAUCCAGCCAUUGAUUUACUCAAUGCCAUAAAAGAUAUCAUCAUUAAGCAAUUCACUGACGUGGACAAAAUCAACGACAUUCAACUUAACCAACAAGAAAAGGCAGAGCAGAGGAUCUCAGAGCAGUUUAAAAUGGAAAACGGGAUCUUUACUCAAGAUCUCAUUUUCCUGAAGGUCUUGAGUGAGAAAACAAACCAGACUUUUUCAGAAAAGGAGUUACCUGUCUUUGACAAACAAUGCAAGUACAGUCAAAUGCUGGAGGCGUAUUAUGAGAUUGUGGUGCAGAGAUUGGCUGACCAACUGCCCUUGAUGAUCACCUUUUACAUGUUGCAGGAGACUGCUCGGCUCCUGUCUAUUGACAUAAUGAAAUUAUUGGAAAAGCCAGAUUUGCAGAAGCUCCUGUCUGAGGACCCUGAUGUCAGCAGAAGGCGCAGCGACCUAAGAGCUCGCCAGACUCGUUUGACUCAUGCUGCGAAAGCAAUUAGCAAUUUUUUGAAUGACUAGAGGAUAUAUCUGAAAAUAAAAGAUUAACAUCAGAUACAUUAGAUGUAAAGUAUCUGACAUCAACUGUCCAACCAUCCAUUUUUCACGCUUGCUCAAACGUUGCAGGAUUUGACCAUUUAACCCACAACUUUCUUCAGCUUGUUAAAAUUUUUUGAUUGUUAUAAUAUAUACAUCCAUUAACCUGGAUCUUAUGCACCUAUUUGAUUCUUUCCAAGUAGUUCAGCAAGGCAGCACUUUGUAUACAAGUCACAUCUAUGGGCUCAAGUAGGGCAGGCACAUACAUUUUGUUUUCUAAAUCAUCUGGAAGUAUCAGUGC